AUGGAUGCGGAGGGAUACUUUCCCGCCGAUAUAUCCGCUGUCCCACACGAUGAAGAAACUGUGACGGCGUCGACGACAGAAGAAGAGAAAAAUUUUGUUGGUUUCCCAUCAGCGACAUCAAAAAGACUGAUGCACGGCCGGAAACGACGCGAUCCGCCGCUACUUUCGACAAUUCAAGAAGUACCGUCGAUGACAAGCAUCCUUCCUGCUGACACUUCCAUUUGUUGUUUGUUAUGUUUCAAUAAGAUCAGUGGAGCUGUACCCAACUUCGUCAAGCCCUGUCAUUGUCCAUUAGUGUUCGUUCAUACAACGUGCGCCAUCGACAACGAGACAUUUUUCGGAGGCACUUGCAGUCAAUGUCAUCAAAAGUACCGACCGGAACAGACAACACCGCGACAAUCUCUCUCUCCUUCCAAAAGCACAUCGGGACGACUAUUGUUCAUGUCGAGCAAAGCAUCAACAAGCUCUCCAAAACAGUUGGAAGCCGCUAACUCGUGUGCAUUGUGCCAAAACCAGAAAUAUCAAAACCCAGAAUGGUCGGAACGAAAUAACGCAAAGCUGAUUCGUCCAUGUUUCUGCGGUUUUCUUGUUCAUCACGGAUGUAUCAGUGAACAUUUGAAACAAGAGAAAACAUGUGAAUGGUGUGGAGUCAAGUAUCGAUACUACAGAUACGGUUCAUUCGGCGACUUCUGUCGACGUUACUCCAUUCAACACGUCUGUUACGUAUUCUUGUUCGCUUUUCUACUCUUCUUCUUCGUACUUGCAUUCCGGGGGUGCUAUAUCUUUACCGGAAAGGCGAACUUUUCAGCUAUCGCGCUCACUAUUCUGUCACUAUUUUUCCUCGCUAUUCUCGUCGGUGCCGUAGUUUUCACAAUCCGGCACACCAUCAAAACGCGACUACCUCGGUUCAGGAAACGAUACGGAAAAGUGACAGUGGUUCCAUAUGAUCCGGAUGUUCGCUCGAAGAGAGAGGUGCUUCGAUCUCUGAAAGCGUCGAGAAAUGAAUCGAUCAGUGAAUUUGAUAUUCUCCCAUUGCAUUCUGUGGAUAGAGCAGACAGUCAAGAAUCGAACGUCGAAACGGCGAGAACGGAUCCAUGCGAUUUGUCACUGGGCCAGCAGAUGUUUGGAAUAACUCCCAGCUCCAGAAUAUUUUCAUCGACUCCAUUAACCCAUAAGCCAAAAGCGACUGUCUUUGGUACAAGUGAAGCAUAG
Molecule: messenger RNA, 1212 nt
Organism: Caenorhabditis remanei
Lineage: Eukaryota; Metazoa; Nematoda; Chromadorea; Rhabditida; Rhabditidae
Exons: 7
Coding region: 1-1212 (403 amino acids)
Source: RefSeq, a predicted model, not a curated record